Cucumis melo (muskmelon) is the source of this 1645-nucleotide messenger RNA. RefSeq names its product tRNA:m(4)X modification enzyme TRM13. The transcript is spliced from 9 exons. The record is from RefSeq and is a predicted model, not a curated record. The coding region runs from base 125 to 1498 and encodes 457 amino acids. NCBI's taxonomy places the organism in Eukaryota, Viridiplantae, Streptophyta, Magnoliopsida, Cucurbitales, Cucurbitaceae. Gene Ontology annotation, biological process: tRNA methylation.
CCGUAUGGGAAUGAAAAUUUUCGGUUAUCCAAACAAUGGGCAUCUUCUUUGUGGGGUUUUAGGGUUUUAGGGUACAUUUCGAGCUCGAAGACAUUGACAUUGAACCAAGAAUUAGGGUUUUGAAAUGGCUUCCCGUUGUCAGUUUUGGCUUCCAAAGAAGAACAGAUUCUGUGCAGUUGCUCCAAUUAACGAUUCCAAAUUUUGUGGCAAUCAUAGCUCCAGAGCUGAUGGAGACAUGGUUCCAUGCCCUGUAGACCCGUCUCACUCUGUGCUUCGAGAAAAUCUUCAAGGGCAUGUAAAGAGGUGUCCAUUAUUGAAACAAACUCAAUCAUUGGCUGGCCAACCCUUUUAUCAAAAGGGCAUCAAUGCUGGGGAGGAGGAUUCGAUGUCGGCAAAUGGACCGGAUUCGGGUUUGUCAGAUAGUAUUUCCUCUGAAAUGAAGAGGAAUAUUGUUUAUGGUAUGUCUGGAGAUCAAUUUCAUCGCCUUCUUGGAAAGAUUAGAGCUCUUCAUGAUCUGAUAUGCAAGGAUAUUCAAGACUCUUAUCAGAUAAAGGAAGCUUGCAAUAUGUGGAUUAAAGGGGAAAUAGAUAGGAAAAUUCCAUUUCAAGAGAAACACGUUCUGCAGCAGGCUUCAAUUCUCGGAAACUUGGACGAAUUUGGAGUGCUGAGGAAUUAUGAUGGAGGUCAACAACGUGAGGGCAACCGAUCAUAUGGCAAUGAUGCUAAUGUCGUCCCCGCCGUGGUUGAGUUUGGAGCAGGAAGAGGCUACCUAACUCAAAUGCUUGCAGAUUGUUAUGGUAUCAAGAGGGUGUUUCUGGUUGAGCGGAAAUCAUACAAACUGAAGGCUGAUCGAUCACUGCGACAGAAAGAGAGCUUGAUUUUAGAGCGUUUGAGAAUCGACAUUGAGGAUCUAAACUUGAAUGCCGUCGAAUCUCUGAGGCAUAAUCCUUACUUAGCCAUUGGUAAACAUCUCUGUGGGCCUGCAACAGAUUUGGCUCUCAGAUGUUGCCUUACCAAACAACCCAAUCAGGCUGAUACCGAACAGUGCAGAGAUAAGUCAAAAUUGAAAGGUUUGGCAAUAGCGACAUGUUGCCAUCACCUUUGUCAAUGGAAGCAUUACACAAAUAAGAGAUAUUUAUUAGAACUGGGAAUCACAAAAGAAGAAUUUCUUGCUAUCACAUGGUUCACUAGUUGGGCAGUGGAUGCUAAUCACAGUGAAGAUAUUUCAGAUGUUACGGACUCAAAAACAUUUCUUCAAUCUAGUGAAAAUGAAAGCGAUGGGAUGAUUGGGUGCACAGUAGACGAAAUUGUAAAAAGUAUGAAUCCAGUGGAAAGGGCAGUCCUGGGAUUUAUGUGCAAGGAGAUUAUUGAUAUGGGAAGACUAAUGUGGCUGAAGGAAUGUGGAUUGGAAACACAGCUUGUUAAGUAUGUUCCAUCUACCAUUUCCCCUGAAAACCAUUUACUAAUUGCUAAAUGCAGAAAUAUUUGUGCUACGUAAUUAUAUGCUGCAAUUUAAAUUUUUAUUUAUGGUUUAUUGUGAGAAUAAGUGGGUUAGUAUUAACUCUUCAACAGUUUGGUUGUUUAGAAACAAGCAUUGAGAAUCAAGGAUGUGAUGAAGAAAGAGCGCAAUCUUUUUUUCUUAAAA